AUGGUCAAUGUACCCCAAACCCAAAGGACUUUCUGUAGGAAAUGUGACAAGCAUCAACCUCACAAAGUGACCCAGUGUAAGAAGGGCAAGGAUUCCCUGUACGCCCAAGGGAAGCGGCAUUAUGAUAGGAAGCAGAGUGGUUAUGGUGGGCAGACAAAGCCAAAAAUCCAGAAGAAGGCUGAAACCACAAAGAAGAUCGUGCUCAGGCUUGAGUGUGUGGAGCCCAACUGCAGGUCCAAGAGGAUGCUGGCCAUUAAGAGAUGCAAGCAUUUUGAACUGGGAGGAGACCAGAAGAGAAAGGGCCAAGUGAUCCAGUUCUAA
Messenger RNA from Chionomys nivalis (European snow vole), 321 nucleotides. RefSeq names its product 60S ribosomal protein L36a-like. The transcript has a single exon. Gene Ontology annotation, biological process: translation. The record is from RefSeq and is a predicted model, not a curated record. NCBI's taxonomy places the organism in Eukaryota, Metazoa, Chordata, Mammalia, Rodentia, Cricetidae. Gene Ontology annotation, cellular component: ribosome; cytosolic large ribosomal subunit. Bases 1 to 321 code for a protein of 106 amino acids. Gene Ontology annotation, molecular function: structural constituent of ribosome.